Messenger RNA from Cordyceps militaris CM01, 1638 nucleotides. Its product is annotated as CwfJ domain protein. The record is from RefSeq and is a predicted model, not a curated record. The transcript has 2 exons. NCBI's taxonomy places the organism in Eukaryota, Fungi, Ascomycota, Sordariomycetes, Hypocreales, Cordycipitaceae. The coding region runs from base 1 to 1638 and encodes 545 amino acids. Gene Ontology annotation, molecular function: RNA lariat debranching enzyme activator activity. Gene Ontology annotation, biological process: mRNA splicing, via spliceosome. Gene Ontology annotation, cellular component: post-mRNA release spliceosomal complex.
AUGGCGGCGCCCAAGAUAAUCGUGCUGGGCAGCCUCUACGGCAACCUCGAGCCCGCCUUCAAGAAGCUCGCCGCCCUGCAUGCCAAAAAUGCAUUCUCCCUCGCCAUCUUGACCGGCGACGUUUUCGGUCCCUCUCCCUCCCCCGAUACCAUCUCCGCCCUCCUCGCCGGCACCCUCCACCCCCCUCUCCCGACCUACUUUUCCGUCGGCUCACAGCCUCUCCCCGAGCGUAUCGCGGCCCACCUCGCCGCCAGCGACGACGACAUCGCCCCCAACCUGCACUUUCUCGGCCGCCGCAGCGUGACCAAGACGACCGAGGGCCUGCGCAUCGUGAGCCUGGGCGGGGCCCUGCUCCAGGCCGAUGCCGCGGCCCCCGGCAAGGAACAGCACCUCCCGUUUCACACGGAGCAAGAUGCGCACAGCUUAAAAGGCGCCCACGGGGCGGAUAUCUUGCUGACUUCCACGUGGCCCGCGGGCAUCUGGGCGGGCGGCUCCAAGGUGGCGCUCGACGAGGACUGCAGGCGCCAGGUGGCGGCGAGCGCAUGCGUCGCGGAGCUGUGUGCCGCGCUCAAGCCGCGGUAUCAUCUGAGCGCGUCGCCGGGGGACUUCUUUUACGAGCGCGAGCCGUUUGUGCAGGCCGCCGAGGCCAACUCGGACGUGAUCCCCGUGACCCGUUUCCUGUCCAUGGCGCCGUACGGCAACGCGGCCAAGAAAAAGGCGCUCUACGCCUUCACGCUAAACAAGUCGGACGAGGCGGUCCCGCCUGGCACGACAGCCUCGCCGUUUCUCCCGCCGCGCGACAAAAAACGCCGACUAAACGAGGAGGACGCCGACGGCGCCUCGUACAACCGCUACGGCAACCACCACCAGCACGGGCGGCAGAAGCGCCACCGCGCGUCACAGCAGCCGCCGCCCGGCCCGGACCAGUGCUUCUUCUGCCUGUCCAACCCGCGCACCGCCACGCACAUGAUUUGCAGCAUCGGCGAGGACGCCUACGUCACCACGGCCAAAGGCCCCCUCAUCCCGUCCGCCGCCGACCUCGCCCUCCCGGGGCACUUCAUCAUCAUCCCCCUCCCGCACGCCCCGACGCUGCACUCCCUCGGCACGUCCUCGCCCGAAGCCGCCCGCGCACGGCUCGAAAUGGCGCGCUUCCGCGACUCUCUCCAGUCCAUGCUCGCGCGCCGAUCCGACCGCAACCUCGGCGUCGUCACCUGGGAGAUUAGCCGGGACCGCAACGUGCACCUCAUCUGGCAGGUCGUCGCCGUGCCGGCCGCGCGCAUCGUCGACGGCCUCGCCGAGGCGGCGCUGCGCGUCGAGGCCGACCGUCACGGGUACCCGGCCUUCCAGACCAGGGAGCUCGCCUCGCUCGAGGACGAGGCCGCGUGCGGCGACUUUGUGCGCGUCUGGCUGUGGUGCGACAGCGACGGCAGCGACGCCAUUCGCAGCAAAACCCUGGUGAUGCCGCUGGACAGGGACAUGCGGUUUGACCUGCAGAUGCCGCGCCGGGCGCUGGCCAAGCUGCUGGAACUGGAAGACCGGAGCGUCUGGCAGGACUGUCAGCAGACCGAGGCAGAGGAGACCAAGGACGCCGACGCGUUUCGGGAGGCGUUCAAGGAGUGGGAUUUCACCUUGGAAUAG